Molecule: messenger RNA, 225 nt
Organism: Trichomonas vaginalis G3
Lineage: Eukaryota; Parabasalia; Trichomonadida; Trichomonadidae
Exons: 1
Source: RefSeq, a predicted model, not a curated record
UUGAGACCGACGCCGAUCAUAAAAUCCAACUUAGGUACCGGUAAUGUUACAUAUUCUUCACAGUCCCCAACACAGUUAUCGAGAGUGUUCAAUACACACGAAGGCAACGAAGUAAUUCAGGCAAUCACUACACAGCCAAAAUCAUACCUCGAAACAGGCUUAAAUAUUACAAAGACAUAUUAUCUCUUUGCAACAAAGCGAAGCUUCCAACGCCUCUGCCACUAG